UUAUCAGAAUGCUAAUGCUAUGUUGAAUGCGGACCGAAAUUCUGCCGGUGUUGUAGAGUAGUAAUAUUUAGAAUCAGCUCUACUGAACUGACUGAACAUGAUCACACCUUUGAAGUGAGCAUCACGUGCUUUACGUACUGUAUCUAAUCAAAUCACUUCAGAAGACCUAAUUGAGAAUGGCUGAAGACGAGCUUUUGUAUCAGCUGAGUUCACCUCAUGGUGUUGGGGAAGUAUUUUUUUCUUGGCAACCUAAAAGUGGUCGAUUUUUAGCAACAGCAGGAGCUGAUCAGACAGUUUCAAUUUUCAGUCGUGAAGGAGCAGCUGUUGAUAAAAUUAAUCUCUCAGGGUCAUGCAUAGAUCUCUGCUGGGACCCAGAAGGUGAUAUGUUGGGCAUAAUUGCUCAAGGCUCUCAUGAUAUAAUUUUGUGGGAUUCCAACAGACAGAAGAAGCAGUAUGUUGAUAGUGGACUACGAGAAACUCUCUCCUGCUUAGCUUGGGCCAAAAAAGACUGGAUUUUAGCUGUAGGGUCUAUCAAAGGAAACAUCUGCAUUUAUAAUCACUUAACCGCCAAGAGAUUGCCUUGUUUUGCAAAGCAUAGCAAAAGAAUAACUACAGCAGCUUGGAAUUCAGAAAACAUUUUAGGUUUUGGAUCUGAAGACUGCACAAUAUCGCUGAAUAACAUUCAGGGAGACAGUUUGCAUGUUAUCACAGUCAGAGCAGAGCCAUCAAAUCUACGGUUCCUGGAGCACAGCGUCAACAGCAAAUUUGGUGGAGAAAGUAUGGGAGGUGUUGUUAUUGGAGGGAAAAAUUUAUCUUUAUUCAGUAUCAAAGAUCCGUCCAACUUAAUGGAAUUAAUGUUUCAAACUCGAUAUGGUUCCAUCGUUGAUUAUCAUUGGUAAAAGUGUUUUGUAUAUUUUUUUAUUGAUCUAGCCUUAUU
This is a messenger RNA of Bemisia tabaci, 937 nucleotides long. NCBI's taxonomy places the organism in Eukaryota, Metazoa, Arthropoda, Insecta, Hemiptera, Aleyrodidae. The record is from RefSeq and is a predicted model, not a curated record.